AUGAAAGGUCAAUUUUCGGAAUUGACACAACAGACACUUGACUAUCAACAUUUGGCAACUCUAAUAACAGGAAAAGGAUUAAUGGAAACGUAUUGGCUGACUUGUCGUGAGGCGCCAAUAAUAUGCUUCAACAAAGACAUGGAAUGGUUUGCAGAAAUUCAGCCCAAAAAAAUCAUCGUGGUAAAAGGAAAGCUUUGUAAAUUAUCUGAAAAUGUGUAG
Messenger RNA from Clunio marinus, 219 nucleotides. The record is from the annotation of a GenBank genome assembly. NCBI's taxonomy places the organism in Eukaryota, Metazoa, Arthropoda, Insecta, Diptera, Chironomidae.